Messenger RNA from Nerophis lumbriciformis (worm pipefish), 2766 nucleotides. The record is from RefSeq and is a predicted model, not a curated record. NCBI's taxonomy places the organism in Eukaryota, Metazoa, Chordata, Actinopteri, Syngnathiformes, Syngnathidae.
UUUGGGCUUUCUCGCGAGAUCUGACAAUAGCGCGCGAAUAAAACAGGACGAGGGAAUGAUAGUAGAGUACGAGGAGGAACUUUCUUCAACAAAACAACAUCAACUACUGGACGCUGUUCUCAAGAAACAUCAACUUGUCUUACUCAGUACAGACAUCCAUCAGCUGAUUGGACAUCAAGAAACAUGUCUCCCUCCUCUGCUGGGGGCCAGCUUCACUUUGGAGUGUGACUAUCCACAGCCCCCCCAUGUAAAAGAAGAAGAGGAUCCACAGCCCCCUAAUAUUAAAGAGGAAAGGGAGGAUACACAGCAUCCCCAAGGUAUGGAAGAAGAGGAGCAUUUACAGUCCCCCUACAUUCAAGAAGAAGGGGAGAGAGAGUCUCUUCUAGGGCAGGAGGAGGCUGAUCUCACCAAGUUUCCACUGACUCUUGUCUCUGUAAAGACCGAAGACCAUGAAGAGAAACCACCUGAGUCCUCACGGCUUCAUCACAGUCCAAAUGUCUGUGAAGAACAUCUCCCUGAGCAGCAGGAGUGGACCUCCAGGAUGAAGCAGGAGGAGCCACAGCCCCCCCACAUCAAAGAGGAAGAGGUGGAGCCUCAAGACCCGCACAUUAAAGAAGAAGAGGAGGAACAUAGCAUCAGUCAAGAGGAAAAGCAUAUUGAAGAACUGGAGAAAGUUGAUGUCCCCAAGAUGCCAUUGACUGGUGUCACUGUGAAGAGUGAAGACGAGUUCAAAGGUGAUGAUAAAGAUUCUAAAGGUGAUAUUAAGACAUGUGACACUGACCACACACACUUUCAAUGCUCUCACUGUGACAAAACUUUUAAUCGCCAUCAUAAAAUGAAAAGACACAUGAAAAUACACAGUGGGGAAAGAGAUUUUUCCUGUUCAAUCUGUAGUAAAGGUUUUACACGAAAGGGUCAUUUGAAAAGACACAUGAGAACACACAACGAGGAAAAAGAUUUUCCCUGUUUAAUCUGUGGUAAAGGUUUUACACAAAAAGAUAAUUUGAAAAGACACAUGAGAACACACAGCGAGGAAAAAGAUUUUCCCUGUUCAAUCUGUAGUAAAGGUUUUACACAAAGAGAUUUGAAAAGACACAUGAGAACACACACUGGAGAAAAACACAUUUCCUGUUCAAUCUGUGGUAAAAGUUUUAGAAAUAAUGCUUAUCUGAAAACACACAUGAAAAUACACAGUGGGGAAAAGGAUUUUUCCUGUUCAAUCUGUGGUAAAGGUUUCACAGCAAAGAGUAAUUUGAAAAGACACAUGAGCACACACAGCGAGGAAAAAGAUUUCCCCUGUUCAAUCUGUAGUAAAGGUUUUACACAAAGAGAUUUGAAAAGACACAUGAGAACACACACUGGAGAAAAACACAUUUCCUGUUCAAUCUGUGGUAAAAGUUUUAGAAAUAAUGCUUAUCUGAAAACACACAUGAAAAUACACAGUGGGGAAAAGGAUUUUUCCUGUUCAAUCUGUGGUAAAGGUUUCACAGCAAAGAGUAAUUUGAAAAGACACAUGAGCACACACAGCGAGGAAAAAGAUUUCCCCUGUUCAAUCUGUGGUAAAGGUUUUACAGCAAAAUGUGAUUUGAUAAGACACAUGAGAAGACACACUGGAGAAAAACCGUUUUCCUGUUCAAACUGCAAAAAAAGCUUUUCGGAAAGAUCAACGCUUGUACAACACAUGAGAAGACACACUGGAGAAAAACCAUUCAUUUGCUCAGUUUGCGAUAAAAGAUUUUCUACCAAGAAAAAUUUGAAAAGACACACGAAAAUACACACUGAUCCUUUCGUCUGUUUAAAAUGCAGCAGAAGCUUUUCUGAGCAAGCCAACUUUGUACUGCACAUGAGAAUACACAAUGGAGAAAAACCAUUCAAGUGCUCUUACUGUGCCAAAACGUUCCAAUAUGGUGGUCAUCUGAAAAAGCACACAAGAGUACACACGGGCGAAAAACGCUUUUUCUGUUCAAUUUGCUUUAACGGUUUUUCAGAAAAUAAAGAUUUUCAAAAACACAUGAGAACACACACUGGAGAAAAACCUUUCGUUUGCUCCGUUUGCGGAAAAACAUUCUGUGUGAAGCAAAGUUUGAAAAUACACACAAGAGUACACACUGGUGAAAAACCUUUUUCCUGUUCAAGGUGCAACAAAAGCUUCACUUUUCGAGCAAACCUUCUGGUACACAUGAGAAUACACACUGGAGAUAAACCAUUCAUGUGCUCAAUUUGCAAUAAAAGAUACAUCCGAAAGGAAGACUUGGUAAUACACACAAGAAGGCAUACUGGUGAAAAACCCUUUAUCUGUUCAGUGUGUGGUAGAGGUUUUGCACAACAUGCCUAUUUGAAAAAACACAUGAGAAUACACUCUGGAAAAAAACCAUAUUCCUGUUCAAGGUGCAAUAAAGGUUUUACUGAACGACAAUCGCUUGUAAGACACUUGAGAACACACACAGGAGAGAAAGAACCGGAGUAAGAAACAGUGUGCUGGUGAGAACAGCAAAUGAAGCUGCAGGAUUUGAAAUAAACUGUCAUAACGCUGACGUUUUAACAUCACCACUUAUAUCAUGUGUGACACAAUCAUGUCAAUAUGCUUCCACCAUUUCUAGAUUACAUUUUCUUUGUUUUGUAUUUUACUUCCAGUCAAGUACAUGUAUUAUUAUUAUUAGUUCUUCCUACUCCUUUUUUGGACAUAUUGUAAUGAGAAAUUGUGUAUAUGGGACAUAUACACUGUAGCUACUCUACAUGCAUGUUCAAAAUAAACUAAUACCGAUG